Messenger RNA from Girardinichthys multiradiatus, 2114 nucleotides. It is a transcript of the gene ppil4, whose product is annotated as peptidylprolyl isomerase (cyclophilin)-like 4. The record is from RefSeq and is a predicted model, not a curated record. Gene Ontology annotation, biological process: protein peptidyl-prolyl isomerization. Gene Ontology annotation, cellular component: nucleus. Gene Ontology annotation, molecular function: RNA binding; peptidyl-prolyl cis-trans isomerase activity. NCBI's taxonomy places the organism in Eukaryota, Metazoa, Chordata, Actinopteri, Cyprinodontiformes, Goodeidae. The transcript is spliced from 13 exons. The coding region runs from base 12 to 1463 and encodes 483 amino acids.
CGGACUUGCGCAUGCGUACGGAAUGUUCUUUUGUUUUUCUCGCGAGACGUGCAAACGUCAGUAUGGCGGUGCUCCUUGAAACAACGCUGGGGGAUAUUGUAAUUGAUUUGUUCACAGAGGAAAGACCUAAAACCUCCCUAAGCUUCCUGAAAUUAUGCAAAAUAAAAUACUACAACUACUGUCUCAUCCACAAUGUGCAGAGGGACUUCAUUCUGCAGACUGGAGAUCCUACUGGAACAGGCCGUGGAGGCGAAUCUGUCUACUGCAAACUUUAUGGAGACCAGGCGCGCUUUUUUGAUACGGAGAAAGUGCCGCGCAUCAAACACAGGAAGAAGGGGACGGUUUCCAUGGUGAACAAUGGAAAUGAUCAGCAUGGCUCUCAGUUUCUCAUCACAACUGGGGAGAACCUGGAUUAUCUGGAUGGAGUCCACACUGUGUUCGGAGAAGUUACAGAAGGAUUGGAUGUCUUGACCAAGAUCAACGAGUCGUUUGUUGACAAGGAUUUUGUUCCAUUUCAGGAUAUCAGGAUAAACCACACAGUAGUCCUGGAUGAUCCGUUCGACGACCCUCCGGAUCUGCCAGUUCCAGAUCGAUCACCUGAGCCCACCAAAGAGCAGCUAGAUAGUGGUCGUAUUGGAGCCGAUGAAGUAAUCGAAGAUGCAGAUGGGAAAGGGGCCGAGGAGCUGGAGGAGAGGCUGAAGGAGAAAGAAGCCAAGACUCAGGCCAUCCUGCUAGAGAUGGUUGGUGACCUUCCUGAUGCAGAUGUCAAGCCUCCUGAGAACGUUCUGUUUGUUUGCAAACUGAACCCAGUAACCACAGAUGAGGACCUCGAAAUCAUCUUUUCUCGCUUUGGGUCCAUAAAAAGUUGUGAGAUCAUCAGAGACUGGAAAACUGGAGAUUCCCUCUGCUACGCUUUCAUUGAGUUUGAAAAGGAGGAAGACUGUGAGAAGGCUUACUUCAAAAUGGACAAUGUGCUAAUUGAUGACCGACGGAUCCAUGUGGACUUCAGCCAGUCUGUUGCAAAGAUCAAAUGGAAAGGGAAAGGUGGGAAAUACACUAAAGAUGACUUCAAAGCCUACGAGAAGGACCUGGAGAACCGUUCCAAAGUGGCUCUCAAAGAUCAAAUGAAGCCUAAACAAGACUCUAAGUAUGACCUGCUGAUUGAGGACGAAGAGGAGACCACCAGCCAUCGGCACUCUGAGAAGAAACACAAGAAGCAUCAUCAUCAUUCAGACGAUGAAGACAGCAGGAAAUCCAAAAAGCACAAGGACAGCGAGGAGAGCAGGCGCGACAGAAAGUCAGGCCGCCAGCGCUCCCGCUCACGAUCACGAGACCGAGAUCACAAACAUGGCAAGUCCCGGCUCAAACACGGGAAGGAGGGGCGUGAUAAAGGUCACAGGGACAGGAGCCGCAGUCGUUCUCCCAGGAAGUCCAAGGAUAAAGAGAGGAGCAGAGUCAGAUGAGGGAGGAAAGGCAAGGGAACUUUCCUGCUCUUGAUUUACUGAUAUAAUUUUCAUAACUUUCGUGUAAAAUCACUUAGCCCCACCUUAAAGCAAAAGUGACACCAUCUGAGCAAUUUCUAGAUAAACAAAUUAAAGAAGUGUAGUUUUUCUGAAUCGGAGAUAGAUUCACUAUGAGGUGGAAGUUGUCUGAACUGUUCUACAUAUUUAAUCCUUGCAUUUUUAUACCAUGACAGACUUCCCCAUCGCAGUGUUGUUGACUUUCUGCAUCUUCCUCUUGUGUCUGUGGCACAUUUAGAACAAAGGCAGCAGAUGAUCCCACCCGCCACUGACUCUUGGGUUUUUUUUUGUAUUCAUUAAAUGUCGGCAUGGAAAGUUGCUGGGUGGAGUGUGUCCCCACACGGCUGAGGGAAACCACUGGUGUCUCCCUCCACCCACCUCUAGACCCGAGGUUUAUAUCCAAAUGUCACAGCUGAUAUCCUUAUCUGCAGGCUCUUGAUGAAUUUCAAACAGGUGUUUCUUUAGGGCUUUAUCUGGUAGUUUAUGACAGCUGUUAAACAUUUUCAUUUACAGAGAUUAUGUUCUGGCAAAUUAAGCUGAAAAGUUACAUUUUAAAUUGGAUUUCAAGCACAAUAAACAUCUUCAACAUUUUUA